AUGGAGCGUGUGAGCCAAGAACUUGCCGUGUACUCCAGCCAGGUGCUUUGUGUUAAAAUGAGCGUGUUGCCUCAAGCGGUCCUCCAAAGCCCAGGGGAACAUCCCAAGUUCAUAGAGCAGCAUCUUUGCCCCCCAUUAGACUUUGCAAGGAUUCAUUUGAUCAAAGACAAAGAUGCCAUAGAUGAUUAUUUGGCGAAGAAUAUCAAAGGAGUGUCAACACAAGAAGCUGCUGCUUACAGGAAUUCAUACAAGAAGAACAUCUGCAUAGACAUGCUGUGCCGGGGUUAUCACAAGUCCUUCUCUGAGCUCCUCACUCUGAUCCAGAAGUGGAAUGCCUUCAGGGAGGCUGCAGGGCCUGGGUCAGCCAUAUGGCAUGAGAAGUCCCUGGAGGAGCAGCCUGAUAAGCUGGAUCAGCUUUACCACUUCCUGACCGGGGCUGAGGCAGCCCAGCGAGCAGGGCACUAUGAGAAGGUGUAUGAUAACCAGCUUAGCUUGGCCUGCUUUUUCAAUGACCCUGAGGACAAAUGGUUAAGUAACUAUUUUUAUGAGCAAAGCUAUAACACUGCUCAAUUAGUAGAAAUUGAUGGUGGGAAGAGAAAGGCACAAGCAUAUGUAAACAUGGGCCUCAUCAAAGAGGAAGAAGGUCAUGUCACGAAAGCUGCUGAGCAUUUUGAAACAUUUUAUCAGCUAACAGAGGGCUCAUCUUGGAAGGAUGAAACAGGCCACACUUACACUUCACUGGCAUGUCAGCAUCUCUGGAGAAUUUAUACUUUGCUAGCAGACAAAAUGCUGGAAAAUCAAGAACACCAAGAGGCCAUCAAAAUGCUACUAAAAGCUUUAAAGAUGGCAAAAGAAGGAGGUGAUAUAAAGAUGCAUGGAGAAGCGGCCUAUUGCUUAAGUCUAGCAUAUCAUUUUUCUGGAGAGCAUGAGACAGCAUUAGCAGUUUUGAACACCUCUGUAGAAAUCUUCACAACCCUUUGUGAUUCUGCUGGCCUGGGCAGAGCAUAUGCAGCUGUAGCCAAGAUCCUGGCAAGUCAGGGAAAAUCAAAUGAGGCUGUGAAGUACUUGGGAGAGUUUAUAAAGGAUGCUGAGAGUGCUAAUCUAAGCCAAAGCCUGGUGGAUGCAAAUGUCCUACUUGGAAAAGUUCACAAUGAAAGAGGGAACUAUAACACAGCUCUGGAAUAUUUCAGUCAGGCCUCUGAGGCGGCGAAAGCUUUGAACGAUUUGCCCUUGGUGGCUGAAACAGAGAGUUACUGUGGCAUCGCCAAGGCUCAUCAGCUGAUGGUGGCGUUCAACAGCCACGUAGCAGCAGCAGCCGAUCCCCUCAGCCUGCAGUGCCUGCUGGCAUGGAAGCAAAACAGAAGUGACAUGUGCACUGACCCUCUUCCAGCCGAACCUGGUAAAGAAACAAGUGCCUCAAAGCCUCUGUGAGCCUCUGUCCGAGACACCAGUUCAAGAUCUUCCUGAGGAUGCCUGU
Lonchura striata (white-rumped munia) is the source of this 1477-nucleotide messenger RNA. RefSeq names its product tetratricopeptide repeat domain 29 (gene TTC29). Gene Ontology annotation, cellular component: sperm flagellum. Gene Ontology annotation, biological process: cilium movement. The record is from RefSeq and is a predicted model, not a curated record. Gene Ontology annotation, molecular function: protein binding. Lineage: Eukaryota; Metazoa; Chordata; Aves; Passeriformes; Estrildidae.